AUGCGCUUCACACUUGCUUUUGUUGCUGCCCUCGUUGGGCUUGCUGCUGCGAGUCCUUUGGAGGCUCGCGGAGGAGCUCCCCAAGCUUGUGGAAAUUGCAGGAAUGUCGUUCCCCUGCUUAGGGCAUACAGUGCAGGUGGUACUGACCACUUCUACACCACCAACGCUGCAGAGAUGCGAAAUGCGGUCACCAAUCUCGGGUAUACCGACGAAGGAACAACCGGCUACAUCUUCCCCACUCAGGAGCUCCACACUGUCCCCUUGUACAGGCUGUACAACGGCGCGAUCAGAGACCACUUCUAUACCACCAACGCGGCAGAGCGUGACAACGCUGCGCAGAGACUUGGGUAUACCAACGAGGGGAUCACCGGAUAUGUCUAUCCCGACACUGCCUGUGGAGGCCUUCCUCUCUAUCGUCUCUACAGCGGUGGUGCCACGGACCACUUCUAUACCAUGUCCGCCGCUGAGCGGGAUAAUGCGAGCAAUAAUUUGGGAUAUACGCAGGAGGGUAUCGCAGGCUACAUCUUCCCUUACUAG
Messenger RNA from Laccaria bicolor S238N-H82, 537 nucleotides. RefSeq lists its product as uncharacterized. Lineage: Eukaryota; Fungi; Basidiomycota; Agaricomycetes; Agaricales; Hydnangiaceae. The record is from RefSeq and is a predicted model, not a curated record. Bases 1 to 537 code for a protein of 178 amino acids. The transcript has 2 exons.